AUGUACUUUGGCUACAAGUACCAGCCGGAGUUUGAGAAGAGCUUCGAUGAAGGUGUUCGCAAUGGAAUUCAACGAUUCAAGGACGACAAGAAGCUGGCCUAUGCUUUGCAGGUGGUCCAAAGUAACUUGCAAUGCUGCGGUUGGGAAGGCAUUGGCGACUACAAGGGCAUCUUUCUGACUGAGGAUGUGCCAUCGAGUUGCUGCAAGGAGACCAACUACUCGCUGGAGGAACCAGACAAGACCUGCUCUGGUGCUAGUGCUCGAAUCUCCGGCUACUCAACUGGCUGCAAGGAGUCGCCGGUGGUGAAGCAGAUCACUGGCAACCUAACCUACACCUCCAUUGCCCUCAUUCUCAUUCAGCUGGUGGUCAUCUUGGCCGCCUGCUGCCUGGCCCGUGAUCUGAAGGCCAACUACUAG
Rhagoletis zephyria (snowberry fruit fly) is the source of this 417-nucleotide messenger RNA. The record is from RefSeq and is a predicted model, not a curated record. Lineage: Eukaryota; Metazoa; Arthropoda; Insecta; Diptera; Tephritidae.